CACUGCGUCUCACAGCUCGGCGCUCGCCAGCAUUUCCGGUCUAGGCCGUCUGGACCGGUACUCCGUUAAACCGAGCGAGUGUGUUCACCGAGCCCAGCCCGCCUCCCAGUACCUGCUGCGGGCGGCGACGCCAUGGAGCGCCUUGAUAAAGCGGCGCUGAACGCGCUGCAGCCGCCCGACGUCAGAAAUGAAAGUUCAUUAGCAUCUACCCUGAAGACGCUCCUGUUCUUCACAGCUUUAAUGAUCACUGUACCUAUUGGGUUAUAUUUCACCACUAAGUCUUAUGUUUUUGAAGGCGCCUUUGGGAUGUCCAAUAGGGACAGCUAUUUUUAUGCUGCUAUUGUUGCGGUGGUUGCCGUCCAUGUGGUGCUGGCCCUUUUCGUCUAUGUGGCCUGGAAUGAAGGCUCACGACAGUGGCGUGAAGGCAAACAGGAUUAAAGCGCACAUCCCCUUUUGAUAGCAUUAAAUUGAUUUUUUAAAUGGUAAAUGUGUCUGGGAUACUGACGAUUUCCCUAAAGUUAUAAGAACAUGUUAAAAUGGAUCUUAAGAGUCACGUUGACUAAUGUAAAUUUUGAUCUUUCUAAAUACAGUGGUUUGCAUCAAUUAUAACUGUAUGAGCCUCUCAUUUGCAACAGAAUUUGGAAAAAUGAAAUUGGUUACAAAUAAGUAUGUUGAGUUAAUUACACAUUAUUCUGGGAAGAAUUUGAUUAUUUUACAACAGAAAAUGUUUUAUAGCACUUUGUCUUUUGGUUGGUUUUUGAGUUCUACUUUUCUGGAUAUUUUAAGAUGUACAGAGCCAAGCAAAUCUAAACUUUAUUUUUCUCUGGAAUACUUCCCCUAAACUAUCAUCAAAGUGCCAGGUCAUUGGAUUUUAGGUUGUAAAUUCCUAUGGAAAAAUCGCUUAAAUGUAGGUAAUAGAAUUAAUCUGAAUGUCACUGAAAAUUUCAAAGAAAGUGUAACCCCUAGUCAAUAGGAAUCUUGCAUUACAUUAUUUCAGAGGGAAUCUAGGGUGAAUUCCAUUUUACAUCAACUGGUUUAUUGAAGGAUCUCAAUAGCAAAGCAGAGCUAGUUGCUUGGACACUGGUCUGCUUCCCUAAAGACCCCUCGCAGGCCUGCCUGUGCUUGCAGAUCAAUUCUUUAAUAAUCUGCUUUGCUCUGUUGUUCAGCAAUGAAGUUACACUUUAAUUCCCAGGUUUGUGUAAAUUCCUUUUAAAUUUGUUUUUCCUACUGUUUUUUAUAAUGUAUAUGAUAGGAAUUUACAUUUAAAUGGUGGUUUUUUGCAUACUUAGGGAGUGUAAACCAUCCUGAAAAUAGAUUGUUUUUAUCACCCAGGAAGAAUUCUUGGGAUUUUUAGUCUAUUUAAUCAGAGCCCUUAUAUAUAGUUAGAUAAUCCUUGAGGUCCUUGCUGAUAGAAAAAGACCCUAUGAUUUUACUUUAGUAUCUUUAGUCGAUGUUAUUUCUAGCCACUUGGUACUACUUGUGUGCAAUUUAAAAACACACCCAGAAAAGUACAUAUUAAAACAAGAAGAAAAUUUAAAUUUCCUGUAAUUUUGCCACCUGGAGAUACCCACUAUUUUGAUUUACAUCCCAUAGGCAUUUCUUAAUGCUGGUUCCACACGCACUGAAAGUUUGGGUCAAGUUCAAAUUCUGCCAACUUUACCUUACAGCUGUUAGCAUUUUUUUCACAUGAGUGAUCAGCGGCCAUUUUCUCAAACAAACAAACAAACAAACAAAUGCACACACACACAUUCUACCUGUAUUCUUAAAAGUAGAUAAUCUCUGUUCAAGUUUCCUGUUAUUGCUAAUUCGUAAUACAGUGGCCCUUGUUGUUUUUGCCAUUUACCAACUUGUUUGUUCACCUCUAUUUUUAAUGUUGUGGAACUGGGUUCGUAUAGUUAAAUGUUGUCUACAGUUUAAGUGUCUGUAAGCAGUUAAUCUAAAUGUAAAGUGUUUUCUUCAAAAAGACUACAUUUUCAUAUAAAAUUGUACAAAUUUAUUAUAAAAUUAUAGAAAAGCCCGGUUUGAGUCUGGGGUGCUGUGUGGUGGAUUUCCAGACAGUCCCCUCUUUAGAUGCCUUGUACUUGGAAUUGUGCACGUAACUUCCUUUUCUGCAAUGCCAAAGUUUUUGUACUUUGGGGAUGUUACACUGUUUGUAAAAUGGUACUGUCCAAUGUUGGAUUAUUUUGUUUGACUUCAGAUGUUCGCUGAGUAGAUAAUGAUAUGGAUAUUUUUUGCAAAUACUUAACCAGGGAUUCAUGCAAAAGCAGUCGUAAUUUCCUCUUGGAAAAAAUACCAAAUGAUUAAAAUUUAGAAUCGGAUGCUAGAAUUGAUAUUGAGGAUUAUUACAGUAUAGGCUUGUUUUCAAACCAGUUAAUUUUUUCCUGGGGUUUUAACUGUUAGCUUGUUAGUUUGCUGCUGUUGAAAUAACAUAUGGUAUUUGACAUCUUAUUUUUUAAGAUGUCUCACUAGUUUCCUGUUGCACAGUGUACAUACUUCAUGAUGUUUAGAAAGAAAAGCUACAAUUGAGCCCUUAUACAUGUUUUAAGGUAGGAAUAUGUUCAUUAUUGUUUGAAAACUGAUUGUAAGAAGAACCUCAGUUAGGAAGUAACUUGAAAUGUCAGUACAAGCUACUGAUUUAACCCCAUUUACUGUAACACGUUACUUUCCUCACCUCACCUCCCAUUUUGCCCCCCGGAAUAUAAUCUUUUUCCCCAUUGUGCUGAAAACUGAGAAGUCUGCUGUAGAAUGCAUCUAAUGUCAUUAGCUCUUCAAGUGGAUACCAUUUUACAUGUAGCAGCAAAGUUCCAUUUUGAGUUGUUACUGAAGAAAUUUAAACCUUUUAUUUAAAAAAAUGCGCUCCAUGGAAAUCUAACUGAAAUACGUGGUAAUAAUUAGACUGCUUUCAUCAUAAAAAUCUCAUCAGCUUUGCCAAAAGAAGCAACCGAUUGACUUAUUUGGUGUCUAUUUUCCAUUUUCACAUAAAUUUCAUAUAUACAUCUAGAAUACUCAAGGAGACCAGUGAAAGCAAAUAAGGUGUGCACAAGGAAAGAUGAAAGCUGUAAGUACAUGAAAAAAAGAAUUAAAAUUCUGUCUGAGCUGGAUCUGGUGUGUAUUUCUUGUUGCCAGACAGGUUCAUGUUUACACUGAAGUGUAAAUAAAGUCCACAACUGUUGUUGCGAGGCCUCUUUUAUAAAUGAUUAUGGCACCGACUUUGUCACUUCUCUUAGGUCAGCAGCAGAUUUCUCUGCUGUCAGUUGCUCUGCGUCCUCCACCAGAGUAGUAUAACUAUUAAUUCAGACUCGAUUCUUGUAUUUCAGAUAAAUUUUGCAAAAGGUAGGCUGAAACAGCACAUUAAUAACUUGAGAGUUUUCUUUCCUUUUUGUAAGGGUAAAGGGUCACCUGACUAAAUUAUUUUCAGAGACUUUGGGAAUCUAUUACAUGAAAUCUGAACAGCUUAAUCCCUUAUACUAUUUAUUAAAAUAGUCUGGAAUCCCUCAAUUUAUCAUCACUCCUGGCCAUGUUCUUCUCGCUUGUUUCAUUGCUAUGUGUAAUUGAAAGUAAUCUCUGCGUUCCUUUUAAGAUGUUUUACAAGUCAUAUUUGUCAGUUACACAGACUAGUCUUCCUUUUUCUCAAGUUCAGUGAAAUCUCACUGAACAGUGAUAAUAGCAAUAGCUAACAACAUCUGCACAGCACCUUACAGUUUGCAAAGAACGUUCACAUAUUCGCAUUUGAGUUUUGCAUAGUGAACCUGUUAUGAGAUGUCUCCUGACAUCAAUGCUUAAACGUGUUAGAAUCUUUAAAUCACUAGUCAUUGAAUAUGCUGUAGUUUUGAAUAGUGCCCAGACUGGGGCAGGCUUUAGAUGCGCUGUGUUGAAAGCUGUGUGUAAAAUGGGGGGCUUGAGUUCUUUAGCCAGUUGAUUCAGAUUUGCUUUUGUUAAGUGAUGCUUUUUUAGCCGUUAUCUGGAUGGAUUUUGUAUUCGUUAUAUUCUAGCCUGUAAUUUGUAUAAAUUUACCAUCUGUUGUCAUUAAAAAAUUGUUCAUAAUGCCA
Messenger RNA from Pteropus alecto (black flying fox), 4049 nucleotides. RefSeq names its product VMA21, vacuolar ATPase assembly factor (gene VMA21). Gene Ontology annotation, cellular component: endoplasmic reticulum membrane. The record is from RefSeq and is a predicted model, not a curated record. NCBI's taxonomy places the organism in Eukaryota, Metazoa, Chordata, Mammalia, Chiroptera, Pteropodidae. Bases 133 to 438 code for a protein of 101 amino acids. Gene Ontology annotation, biological process: vacuolar proton-transporting V-type ATPase complex assembly. The transcript has 3 exons.